This is a messenger RNA of Lachnellula hyalina, 1254 nucleotides long. Its product is annotated as Fasciclin-like arabinogalactan protein. Gene Ontology annotation, cellular component: fungal-type vacuole membrane. The transcript has 4 exons. Bases 1 to 1254 code for a protein of 417 amino acids. NCBI's taxonomy places the organism in Eukaryota, Fungi, Ascomycota, Leotiomycetes, Helotiales, Lachnaceae. Gene Ontology annotation, biological process: macroautophagy. The record is from RefSeq and is a predicted model, not a curated record.
AUGAGAAGCCAGAGUUGGAGGCAUGUUGCCGUGGCGGCUUUUGCACUCGCCGUGGCUGGGACGAAUGCGCAAACGGGCUCAUUGACGGACCUAGGCACUUUGCUCUCGGGGCAAAAGAACCUGACAACUUUUUACGGCUUGAUUCAGAAAUAUCCUCAAAUUUUAUUGCAAUUACCAUCAACUCAAGGAGUUACGAUUCUCGCACCGAACAAUGAUGCCUUUAAUAAAAUUCCCUACACUGAGCUCAAUAAAGCGUUCAGCGACAACGACCAAGAUGUUAUCACGAAUGUCCUGGAGUAUCAUCUUUUGGAAGGGUCACGGACAGCUGCUGAACUAAAUCCUGGCGAUUCCGUAUUCAUCCCAACCUUGUUGACGAAUGAGGCAUACAGCAAUGUCAGUGGGGGACAGAGGGUGCAGAAUGUUAAGCAAUCUGGUGAUGUGGUGGUGUUUGUUAGCGGGCUGGGAAACAGAUGUACAUUGACACAAGCAGACCUUAAAUUCACAGGUGGAGUAGUUCAGGUUAUCGACUCUCUGUUGAUCCCUCCAUCAAACCUUACCGGAACCCUCAUUCCCUUCAAUCUUACAUCCUUCGAGGGCGCCCUCUACCAGUCGAAGAAGCUAGAAAACUUCUCGACCGCCGCAAACAGCACAAUAUUUAUACCCAACAACAACGCUUUCCAAAAUCUGGGUCCCGCCAUCGCAAACAUGACCGUCGAGGCGCUCGGCAGCGUCCUUGACUAUCAUCUUCUCCCUGGCCAAGUAGCCUACUCAACCGACCUGACCAAUGGCACAAAGUUCUCGACCCAACAAGGAGGAAACGUCACCAUCCUCCACAGCGGCAACAACGUGUACGUCAACUCGGCGGCCAUCAUCCAAGCAGACCUCCUCUGCGCCAACGGCGUCAUCCACGUAAUCGACAACGUGCUGAACCCGCAAGGCCCAGGUGCGCAACCAAACCCAGCGAUUGCACAACAAGGCGCCGUGUUCGCAUCCGCAUCUUCAUAUAGCACGCUGCCCUUCACAACCGCCAUCCCUUGCACGUCCAGCUGUCCCGUGACCUCGAGCUCUGUCACCAGUGGUAGUGGGUCCGUGACAGGAGGCGCAGGUACGAAAACGACGAGCGGUGCGGGCUCCAAGAGCUCGAGCGUUAAAACGAGCAGUAGUAAGGCGAUGGCGGCGGCUAUGGCGAGAGAGACGGGCUUCCAUGCUGCGGGCUUGAUGGUUGCUCUAGGAGGAGCGGUUAUGAUGAUCUAG